AGCAAACUCCCUCAAACUUAGACAGCAGCGAGAGUGCGAAUCACUAAAAUGUUGUCAUCCUCAACCUCAAGGUUCACUUUCAUUUUUAGGUAUUCUCUUCUCCAUAUCCCUAAUUUUGUUUCCUUCCCUUCCUCUUCAUCCCUUCACUAUCAUUCUACUCGCCAAGUUGAUGAAGCUAUUCAUUCCUUCACUCGCAUGCUCUCUAUGCGUCGCCCUCCAUCCAUCAUCCAAUUCACCAAGAUUUUGGGAUCUCUUGCCAAGACCAACCAUUUCCCCACCGCCGUUUCCCUUUUUCAGCAAUUGCAAGCCAGGGGAAUUGCGCCCAGCAUAUUCACUUUGAAUAUCUUAAUCAAUUGUUGCUGCGGCAUGGGUCGUAUGACGCUUGCUUCCUCUGUAUUGGCCAAGAUUUUCAGAAUGGAUUAUCAACCUGAUACGGUAACAUUGACAACAAUCCUGAAAGGUCUCUGUCUCUGUGGUAGUGUUGAAAAAGCAGUGCGCUUUCAUGACAGAGUGCUAGCUCAUGGAUUUCACUUCAACCACGUCACUUAUGGGACCUUGAUCAAUGGGCUCUGCAAGACCGGACACACAUCAGCUGCUAUUCAAAUGUUGAGAAAGAUCCCACGGUAUGGCAUUGCUCCUAAUGUCUUCAUGUACAGCGCAAUUAUUGAUAGCCUCUGCAAGGAUACACUUGUAAGUCAGGCUUUUUAUUUAUUCUCUGAGAUGCUUGCUAAGGGAAUUUCUCCUAAUGUUAUCACAUACAGUUCUCUCAUUUUUGGAUUGUGUCUUGUGGGUCAAUUUAAGGAAGCCAUUGAUUUGUUAAGUGAUAUGGUGCUUAGAAACAUUACUCCUGAUGUUUAUACCUAUAAUACUUUGAUUGAUGGGCUAUGCAAGGAAGGAAAGAUCAAAGAUGCUAAGAGUGUAUUGGCUGUAAUGACAAAACAUGGUGUGAAACCAGAUGUGGUUACUUAUACCAGCUUAAUGGAUGGAUAUUGUUUGGUUAAUCAGGUAAAUAAGGCAAAAUAUAUAUUCAACACAAUGGCCCAAACUAGAGUGUCACCCAAUGUUCAAAGUUACAGUAUCAUGAUUAACGGCUUCUGCAAAAGUAAAAUGGUCGAUGAAGCCUUGAAUCUCUUUGAAGAAAUGCGUCGUAAGUACUUGGUUCCAAACACGGUAACUUACAGCACUGUUAUUGAUGGCUUGAGCAAAUCGAAGAGAAUCUCCCGUGCUUUGGAGCUUCUUGUCGAGAUGCAUGAUAGAGGUCAACCCGCUGAUGUAGUCACUUACAAUUCGUUGUUGGAUGGGAUGUUCAAAAACCAACAACCUAACAAGGCAUUUAUGUUAUUCAAUCAAAUGAAAGAGUGUGCCAUUGAUCCAGAUAUAUACACUUACAGUAUACUUAUAGAUGGCCUAUGCAAAGGUGGAAGACUUAUAGAUGCAAAAGAGAUUUUUCAAGAUCUUUCUGUUAAAGGCUAUCGUCCAAAUGUGAGGACAUACAAUAUUAUGAUCAAUGGGCUCUGCAAAGAGGGCUUGAUUGAAGAAGCAUUGGCACUCUUGUCAAAAAUGGAAGGCAAUGGUUGCUUACCAGAUGCUGUGACUUUUGAAACUGUUAUCCGUGCUUUGUUUGAAAAAGAUGAGAAUGACAUGGCGGAGAAACUUCUUCGGGAAAUGGUUGCUAGAGGCUUAUUGAAUUGAUAAAAGAAGAGGAAGAUACUGUUGAGAUGGCCCUCGAUACUGCCCGAGGAAUAAACCAUUUGCACAACUGCACUCGAGUGAUUGUACACCAUGAUUUGAAGUCACUAAAUCUUCUUGUUGAUAAAAAUUGGGUUGUGAAGUUAUGUGAUUUUGGCUUAUCAAGAAUGAAGCACAGUACAUUCCUUUCUUCCAGAUCAACUGCAGGAACAGCCGAGUGGAUGGUGCCUGAAGUGUUAAGAAAUGAACCUUCAAAUGAAAAGUGCGAUGUUUAUACUUUGGAGUCAUAUUAUGGGAGCUCUCUACUUUGCAACAGCCCUGGGGUGGAAUCAAUCGAUGCAAGUUGUGGGUGCUGUCGGUUUCCAGCAUCGUUGCCUUGUCAUUCCAGAUGAUAUGGACCCUGCUAUCACGGAUAUUAUCAAGCAAUGCUGGCAGACGUGAGUGUACUCUUCAAUCAUUUUAUCUGUAUUCUAAGAUAUCAGAACUCUUGCUUAUAGCAUUCUGAAAACCGCUUGUUCUAUCGGAUAUGAAUAAUCACAUGAAAGGAAAUACACAUCUGAUCUUGCCAAGGUACAGUUUUGUUUCAAUAUAACCAUUUUUUUAAUAAAAAAUCCUUAUAAAGUGCAAGCCAGUUUCAACAAACCCCUGUAAUGACGACUCGUUGUUUUCUCUAAAGAUUUUUAUGCAUGAUAGGGACUUGAUUACACAAUUUUUAAACUAGAAGACUUGGUUGAAAAAUAUUUGUACAGCAUAUGGACUUAAUUGAAAACUUCUAGACUACAGGGAUUUGUCGAAAAUAUUUCGCAUAUACAGGAUGCCCUUGCAAAUGUUUAAGCUUUAGGAACCUUUAUAAUACUUAACCUACAAUCAUGGUUGGUGUGAUAUGAUACUCUUUUGUGCAGUAGAGAUCCAAAGUUGAGAACUACAGAAAUAAUGGCGGCGCUGAAGCCGUUGCACAAGCCGAACAUUGGUUCUCAAUCUGAAGUGUCGAAACCAGGUAGGCAUGAGAAGGCUCAGUCAUCAAGAGUUGGUGCCGACUCAGCUAACCAUAUCUUUUUCCAUUUUUGCUGAUAAAGAAAAUGAUGGGAAGACGAGUUGUAUAGUAUUUUUGCUCAUUCAGUUCUGUAAUUCUUUUCAGUCUUGU
Molecule: messenger RNA, 2833 nt
Organism: Arachis stenosperma
Lineage: Eukaryota; Viridiplantae; Streptophyta; Magnoliopsida; Fabales; Fabaceae
Product: putative pentatricopeptide repeat-containing protein At1g12700, mitochondrial
Exons: 6
Coding region: 49-1692 (547 amino acids)
Molecular function (GO): protein binding
Source: RefSeq, a predicted model, not a curated record